CCGUCAUGAUGUUUAACUUAUUGAGAAACAGCGCAUCAACUAGAGCAGCUAAAUUGCUUCAACCUGUAUACACACCUAGCACACUCACAAGACUAAACAACUUCCGUCAAUUAUCCACUGAAUCCCGUAAACUUAUCGACCAAGCCGUAAAUGCGCACCCUAUCGUUUUAUUCAUGAAAGGAAAGCCAUCUGCACCUCUCUGUGGUUUCUCUAGAGCUGUUGUGCAAAUUUUAGACGUACAAGGCGCUGAUCCAGAGAAGAUAAGAGCCUAUGAUUGCCUUGAAGAUGAUGAAUUACGUAAUGGUAUAAAGGAGUACUCAGAUUGGCCAACCAUACCUCAAGUAUAUGUAAACGGUGAAUUUGUUGGUGGCUGUGAUAUCCUUUUGUCUAUGCACCAGAGUGGCGAAUUGUCACAGCUACUCAAGGACAAAAACUUAUUGUUAGAAUUUGCUAAUGAGUAAAUUGUUUUAUAUAGAUUAUCAAAUUAAUAUAAAUUUCGAUGAAAGACAAUGAGAAAA
Molecule: messenger RNA, 518 nt
Organism: Wallemia mellicola CBS 633.66
Lineage: Eukaryota; Fungi; Basidiomycota; Wallemiomycetes; Wallemiales; Wallemiaceae
Product: glutaredoxin
Exons: 2
Coding region: 6-461 (151 amino acids)
Source: RefSeq, a predicted model, not a curated record